AGAAACAAAAAGAACAUCAUUGACUCGUAUUGUUUCCGCAAUAAGAUAGAUGCCUUGAGAUUCCUGCUUCCAUUGAUUGUCAUAUUGUAUGUUCAAAGCCAAGUGUGGAGUCCAAGUCUCUAUAUAAGUAUUUGUUAGCACUUUCAAACUUCCUGCAUUGACAUUUGAGAUAAAUUAAAGUUAUACCUUCUGGUUACAGAAAAAAUGAAUAUUUUCCGAAAUGGUGAAACUCAGCCUGUACAGCAACCAAAGCUGGGAGGAAGGAGAGCUACUAUAUUCGUAUUUGCUAUGUCAGCACUGGAGACCAUGGCAUUUAUUUCAAAUGGUGUGAGCUUAGUGACUUACUUUUAUGGAUACAUGAACUUCAGCUUGGCAAAAUCAGCUACUGCACUGACAAAUUUCAUGGGGUCUGCAUUUCUAUUAUCAUUAUUUGGAGGAUUUAUUUCUGAUACAUACAUAUCAAGAUUCAAGACUGGCAUUAUUUUUGGAUGCUUAGAAGUGGUGGGGUAUGCUGUGCUAGCAGUGCAAGCACAUUUCAAGCAACUGAGACCUUUUCCUUGCAAAGGUUUAGACCCUAGCAAAAUGAGCCAAUGUGAGCCAGCAGACAGCAGCCAGCAGGCAAUAUUAUUUGCUGGAAUUUAUCUGGUAGCGCUAGGAAGCGGAGGGGUGAAAGCGGCUCUGCCCUCGCUAGGAGCUGAUCAGUUCGAUGAGAGGGAUCCAAAGGAGGCGGCUUCUCUUUCAAGCUUCUUCAACUGGUACUUGUUUGCUGUUACAAUAGGAGCUAUAUUUGGCGUGACAUUUUUAGUCUGGAUAAGUACCAACCAAGGUUGGGAUUGGUCAUUCGGUAUUUGUUCAAUAGCUGUGGGAGUGUCACUUCUGUUUCUAAGCAUGGGGAGGUCAGUUUAUCGAAACAACGUCCCCAAGGGAAGCCCAUUUGUUCGUGUUCUAAAGGUAUUUGUUGCAGCCAUUAGAAACCGGAAACUUGCCAUUCCAGAUACUGCAGGAGAGUUACACGAAAUUCAUGAUAAAGAAGCUGGACAAACUGAGAUUCUUCAAAGAACUAAUCAAUUCAAGUUUUUGGAUCAUGCAGCAAUAGUUAAAAAUGCACAAGAAGCAUCUGAAUCAAGUGUCACUGGAUCUUGGAAGCUCUGUACAGUCACACAAGUUGAAGAAACAAAAAUUCUAGUCCGAAUGCUCCCAAUUAUACUGAGUACGGUUUUCAUGAACACCUGUUUGGCUCAACUCCAAACAUUUUCCAUCCAGCAGAGCAAUACAAUGAACAGAAACAUAGGAGGCUUUGAAAUGCCUGGACCCUCGAUUCCAGUAAUCCCCCUUGUGUUCAUGUUCAUCCUAAUCCCACUUUACGACCGGAUUUUUGUUCCAUUAGCAUCAAGGUUCACCGGAAUCCCUACCGGAAUCACUCAACUCCAAAGGGUUGGAGUGGGACUGGUUCUUGCGGCUAUUUCUAUGGCAAUAGCUGGAAUAAUUGAAACACACAGGAAAAACGUAGCUAUUAAUCAUAACUUGGUUGAUUCAGUAGAACCUUUACCAAUAAGCAUAUUCUGGCUUGGCAUCCAAUAUGCUAUAUUUGGAAUGGCUGAUAUGUUCACACUGGUGGGGUUGUUGGAAUUCUUCUACGCUGAGAGCUCGUCCGGGAUGAAGUCACUUAGCACCGCCAUCUCAUGGUGUUCGCUGGCAUUCGGGUACUUCACGAGCUCGGUGGUUGUGAACGUAGUGAACAAGGUGAGUGGCGGGUGGCUAGCUAGCAACAAUUUGAACAGGGAUAAGUUGAAUUAUUUCUACUGGUUACUAGCCUGCUUAAGCAUGGUGAAUUUUGGUGUCUACCUGGUAUGUGCUACCUGGUACAAGCAUAAAAAGGUUGAAGGGAAACAAGUAGACAAUGGUUGGGUUCUUGAGGAAAGAAUUGAUAUGAGCAUUGUCAGGAAUAGUACUCCCUAAAUGUGUUAAAUCUCUAGUUAAAGACAAUAUAAAAAUUGUAAUGUGUAAUCAUUUUGAGUAAAUCUACAGUGUUACUUUGUAUUGUA
This is a messenger RNA of Olea europaea var. sylvestris, 2045 nucleotides long. RefSeq names its product protein NRT1/ PTR FAMILY 4.5-like. NCBI's taxonomy places the organism in Eukaryota, Viridiplantae, Streptophyta, Magnoliopsida, Lamiales, Oleaceae. The transcript has 6 exons. Gene Ontology annotation, molecular function: transmembrane transporter activity. Bases 205 to 1959 code for a protein of 584 amino acids. Gene Ontology annotation, cellular component: membrane. The record is from RefSeq and is a predicted model, not a curated record. Gene Ontology annotation, biological process: transmembrane transport.